GAUGAGAGCAACACAAACUUAUCGUCACUUCAAUCAUCAAAUAACUGAAAAUAUUGACUUGAAACAUCUGACUCUUGAUCUUAAACACUCUCAAUCGGCUAUCAACCGAAAAGUAUUUCGAAAUGCUGUCAAAAAAGUGAAACAUAGAGAGCGAAAGAUUGAUAGCAUGAUUCUAAAUACAAGUAUUAUGCGUUUGAAAAGCUUAGGAAAGAAUCGCGAUUUCCAAGAGAAAUCAAACAAAAAUGAGAGUUGGGUGUAUGAAGCAGCUGAGAAACCAGCAAACUCUUUUUUGACACAUGGAGAAGCGCUUGGUAAAUCUGUCGCUGAGUCUUAUCAUAAAAAUAACAAUUUAUCGAAUGAGAGACCUCUUUUAAAAACAUUUUGCAUGGCAGAAAAUGUUACUCAUGAGACUUCAGCUCCUAAUUCAACACAUAACAGAAAUGAUACGAUGACGGAAUCCAAAUUAAAAAUAUCCUUGAUUGAUGUUAAUAGAUCCAUAAAGGAACCAAAAAAGAGCCAAAAGAAACAUGAAAAAGUCGAUUUGCAAACACAAUACGAAAAUGAUGAAUUUUUAGCUCCUAAAGUUCCCUCAGUGAAACGUCAAAUGUCAAGUGGUAAAGUAAGAUAUAUGAAGCCAGAAAUUCCACCUAACCUCUAUGAAUCUCGAGUUUAUGGAUUACCAAUGUAUUUAUCAUCAAAAAGGUCCAAGAAAGUGAUUGAAGACGUAAGAUUACAACCGGAAGCUAUGAAAAAGAUGAAGUUGAAGAAGAAUGGUUUUGACAGUUGUUCAACAUCCAAUAAUAAAGGUUUUCCAAGAAAACGUCCUCAUAAAGUAAACAAUCCGUUUCAGAAAUUUAAAAACCUUCUAGAGAAUGAAUUGGAAAUAUCUUCCAUUUAUGGUGAUGAUGAGACCCUAGUUGACACUGAAGAGGAGCAUAGUCAACUGGAAACUAUGAAAAAUACUGAAAGUCAAGCGAUAGAAAGUUCAACCGGAAAGAGGGAAUCUGUCAUAGAUAGCAUUGGAAAAAGCUCCAUAGACGAAUGCUCCAUUCAAGACGAAAAAGAAAUGCCUCAAAGUGUCGAAAUCCCAUUGAGAAUUGUUGAAUCAACCGUUCCUGAUAAUGUUGAAAAUUCUGAUACCAGCUUAACAGAAAAUAAGGAAGAUAUUGAACUGGUCACUUUGGAGAAAUCUAAUCUCAAUGAUGCUGAAAUUACUCAACAGCCUAGUCCUGUUGUAGAGAGAAUAGCUAUUCAGCCGGUUGAAGUUACUGAAAACCAUGUGAAUAUGGUGCAACGCCAGGCAUCAGAAUCAUCAUGUUUGAAUGAAAACAAAGAACAGUCGCAGAGUUUCUCUGUUGUAAAGACGAACGUCCACGAUUCGCCAGAUCAUGAAGUACGAAAUGUAACAAGUGUCUGUCCCAUGAGAUCUCCGACAGUUGGAGAUAAUAGGUCAUAUAGAAGAAGUAGUAAUUUCAGACUUGUUACGACUUGUUGUAAGCGAAAAUGUUACCAAAGUGUAUCUCAUGAAGUGCAGAUACGUGAAUUUGAAAGUUUUCAAAGGAAAAAUAGUCUGAAACAAUUUGAUCAAAUUUCUGACUACUUGUCUGCUGCCCCAACAAAAACAAAACACCGUCGAUGGAAUUAUUUUGUAUUGUUGGAUAGUGUAGAAGGAGUUAGUGUGUGCAGAGCAUUUUUAAUUCAGAUGUUGCAGAUAUCCUCCUAUGCUUUGAGUAAAGUCCAACAGAAGUUGAAGAAAUCUACUAAUAAAUCAACUUCAAUAACUUCAAAAUUCGACAGAGUAAUUUUAACAAAGAAGUAUGCUCCAGUAAUAGUGUGUAAGAUGCUUCAAAAAUUCUACGAUGUUAAUGGCAUUAAUAUGACCAACAUCAUGAGAGUUUUUGGUGGUACUCAUAACUUGUAUAAAUCUUUUGUUGAGUACUAUGAAAGUGUCAUGAAUGACAAACCUAAGAUUGAUAUGAAAACUUUUUUUAAUAGGUAUCGUGAUUUUCUACCCAAUCGGGAGUGA
Molecule: messenger RNA, 2026 nt
Organism: Dimorphilus gyrociliatus
Lineage: Eukaryota; Metazoa; Annelida; Polychaeta; Dinophilidae
Source: the annotation of a GenBank genome assembly